GGUAUUUAUAAUGUUUAUUACAGUAAGGUGUAGAUUAACAGAAUAUGGAAACUAGAAACAAAAAUAAAGACAAAUCGAAAACACGGCCUUUGAGUAAAGAUCGAACUGUACCAUCGUCUUCGAGGGACGCUGGUCGAGUGCUUGUGAUCAAAGAUGAACCGGAAUCUCUCAUACCGUGGUACCGGAGGCUAGGGACAUUUCUUUACGACAACGAAAAACGUACAGUAUGCGAAAGAUCACGAUUAUCAGCGACGCCAACUGGUCUUAGCAACACACCGUUGAUCUGGUACAAAGAGAAUGACGAGAAAAGCUAUCAGAAAUAUAUUAAAGCAAUAGACAAUUUACUGUCAGAUAAUACAAGGAAAAGAGCAAACAAAACUGAAUUAGGUCCUUGUGGAAGUCCACCGUACGGAUACGGAGAAAAACCUUGCAUUAUUAUAAGAGUUAAUAAACACGUAGGAUGGUCUGUUAAACCAAUACAUGAAAAUUCAACUUAUUACAAAGAUGUUCCAGCUAACAUAAAGAAAUUAUUAGAAAAUAAACAAGAGAAAUUAUAUUUGACAUGUGAUGGAUUUCAUUCAUACGAUAAAGAGCAUAUUGGUAAAAUAGAGUAUUACCCUAAUCCUCCGGGAAUAGCUGCGGAUGUAUUCCCUUUGGAUAUGUACGGUAGUUCGCCGUUGUUAGCUGUACAGAUAUCUGAAUUCACGUUAGGCAUGUCUAUAGCUAUUGAAUGCAAAAUGUGGUACGAUGGACCAACAUCAUCUCUUCAUUUCCUACUGUACGUCACACCUAAGAACGUAGCAGUGUAAAUAAUAAGCUUACUAAAUUAAAUGAAAAUUGUAAAAAUGAA
Molecule: messenger RNA, 850 nt
Organism: Papilio polytes (common Mormon)
Lineage: Eukaryota; Metazoa; Arthropoda; Insecta; Lepidoptera; Papilionidae
Product: probable sodium/potassium-transporting ATPase subunit beta-3
Exons: 2
Coding region: 45-809 (254 amino acids)
Biological process (GO): intracellular potassium ion homeostasis; intracellular sodium ion homeostasis; potassium ion import across plasma membrane
Cellular component (GO): sodium:potassium-exchanging ATPase complex
Molecular function (GO): ATPase activator activity
Source: RefSeq, a predicted model, not a curated record